AUGUCUCGCCACACGCAGGUGACGGUUGGCAAUCCACCGCAGGACUUCGAGGUGAUCUUCGACACAGGCAGUGGAAACCUCAUCAUCCCGGGAGUCAAUUGCACCGUUUCUGCUUGCACGCAGCACCGGAGGUUUGAUGACUCCCGCAGUUCGACGAGCCGUGCGCAUCACUGCGAUGGCGGCGAGGUCGCGGCGGAUCAAGUUCCCAACGACCUCGUGGUCACCUUUGGCACGGGCGAGGUGCGUGGACACUGCUUCAAAGACCGUGUCUGCCUCGGACAGAAGAUGUGCGCACCGGCCAAGUUCAUCUCAUCCUUCGAGGAGAGCAACGACCCCUUCGAGUGGGUCACCUUCGACGGCAUCCUCGGCCUUGGAUUGGAUACCCUGGCGCAAGCACGGGAGUUCAGCAUCAUGCAGCGGCUCGAACAUCGGAGGAGCCUCAAAGCCCCGCUCUUCGCCUUCUUCUUCGCUCGUGCCAAGGAUGAAAAGUCGGAAAUCACAUUCGGUGACAUCCAGCAGGACAAGCUGGGCUCCAAGAUGUAUUGGUUCAAGGUCAGCGGCAAGGCUGGCUAUUGGCAGGUGGAGAUUCAGGACAUCUUCCUUGACGGCGAGGCCCAGAACAUCUGCAGAGGCUGCCAUGUGGCCAUCGACACCGGCUCCUCCGAAAUCGCGGGGCCCCAGCAUGUGAUCGACCACCUCUCUGACAAGCUCCAGAUCAAGAGCUGCCAACAGAGGGCCAAGCUUCCAAAGCUUGGCUUCGCCAUCAAGGAGCAUGGCGGCAAGACGAAGCUUCUGUCCCUUUCUCCAGAGCAUUACACCCACGAGCAGCGGCUUGCCUGGGAAGCUCAAGGGUCCAGCGGCCUCCUGAUGAGAGUGGCCUCCAAGUGA
Symbiodinium natans is the source of this 888-nucleotide messenger RNA. The record is from the annotation of a GenBank genome assembly. Lineage: Eukaryota; Dinophyceae; Suessiales; Symbiodiniaceae.